This is a messenger RNA of Insectozyma verbasci, 1302 nucleotides long. Lineage: Eukaryota; Fungi; Ascomycota; Pichiomycetes; Serinales; Debaryomycetaceae. The record is from the annotation of a GenBank genome assembly.
AUGUCAGGUUCAUCAGAUUUUCUUAAUAAAGGUAUUGAUUUAGUACAAAAAGCCAUUGAUGCAGAUACGGCAACCAGAUAUGAAGAAGCAUAUAAAUUAUAUUACAAUGGAUUAGAUUAUUUGAUGCUUGCCAUAAAAUAUGAAAAAAAUCCAAAAUCUAAAGAAUUAGUCAAAUCUAAAUUUACAGAAUAUUUAACUAGAGCUGAACAAUUAAAAGAACAUUUAGAGAAACAACUGAAAUCAAAUAGUGCUGAAAAUUCCGUAAAUGGUUCAACAAAGGCUAAAAAAGCCGGUGGGGAUAAUAAUGAUGAUGAUUCAGAUACUAAAAAAUUACGUGGAGCAUUAGCUGGUGCAAUACUAUCAGAAAAGCCAAAUGUAAAAUGGUCAGAUAUUGCUGGUUUAGAUCAAGCAAAAGAAGCAUUAAAAGAAGCAGUUAUAUUACCUGUUAAAUUCCCACAACUAUUCGUUGGAAAUAGGAAACCAACAAGUGGGAUAUUAUUAUAUGGUCCACCAGGGACGGGUAAAUCAUAUUUAGCAAAAGCUGUUGCAACGGAGGCAAAUUCUACAUUUUUCAGUGUUUCUUCUUCUGAUCUAGUUUCUAAAUGGAUGGGAGAGUCUGAAAGAUUAGUUAAACAAUUAUUUACAAUGGCAAGAGAAAAUAAGCCAAGUAUUAUAUUUAUCGAUGAAGUUGAUGCAUUAUGUGGACCAAGAGGAGAAGGAGAAAGUGAAGCUAGCAGAAGAAUUAAAACUGAAUUAUUAGUACAAAUGAAUGGUGUUGGAAAUGAUUCACAAGGUGUUUUAGUUCUUGGAGCUACUAACAUUCCAUGGCAAUUGGAUGCUGCAAUUAGGAGAAGAUUUGAAAGGAGAAUAUAUAUUGCAUUACCUGAUAUAGAUGCAAGAACAAAAAUGUUUGAAAUUAAUAUUGGUGAAGUCCCAUGUGAAUGUACAUUACAAGAUUAUAAAACUUUAGCUGAAAUGACUGAUGGUUAUAGUGGUCAUGAUAUUGCUGUUGUUGUAAGAGAUGCAUUAAUGCAACCAAUUAGAAAAAUUCAGCAAGCUACACAUUUCAAAAAAGUUAUUGAUGAAAUUGAUGGUAAAGAAAAGUUGACACCUUGUUCUCCUGGUGAUAAAGCUGCUAAAGAGAUAAAUUGGAUGAAUAUAGAAACUGAUGAAUUAAAAGAACCAAGUUUGACAAUAAAAGAUUUUAUAAAAUCUAUAAAAAGUAAUAGACCAACUGUCAAUGAAGCUGAUAUAUCUAAUCAUAUCAAAUUUACUGAAGAUUUCGGACAAGAAGGUAAUUAG